Molecule: messenger RNA, 1356 nt
Organism: Macrobrachium nipponense
Lineage: Eukaryota; Metazoa; Arthropoda; Malacostraca; Decapoda; Palaemonidae
Product: C-type mannose receptor 2-like
Exons: 8
Coding region: 132-1157 (341 amino acids)
Source: RefSeq, a predicted model, not a curated record
UCCACCACAACCGAUCAGACUCGUGAACAUUUACCAAGCACUACUUAUUCAGCCUGCCGUUGUUUGUCUCCAGCCCUCGAAAGCAUUUGAGUGACCAAAGGAAAACGAGAUUAGCUUUCGUUCCAUCAGAAAUGGAAAGGGUCGUCUUUCUCCUCUGCCUUUUUCUGGCAUCCGUAUCAGAAAAUUCAGCUACGGAAACGACAUGGCCAUUCACUGAUACGACUUUAUACGAAACAACAACGCCAGGAUCAAGAUGCACAGGAAUUUUCGAAGAGGUCGGAGACCAUUGCAUCUUCGUCGAUGAAUCUCUUUCUGGUUCCUGGCAAGACAUGAGGGACGUGUGUCACGUCCUUGGGGGAGAUUUACCAAACCUCCAGGAUGCCAAUUUUUUGGCAGAUAUAAAGGAUUACUUGUAUAAUUAUGGACACACUGGCGUAAGUUACUGGGUGGGCAGCAACGACCAGGUCACGGAGGGAGUGUGGCAGUGGGUCAACGACCAUUCCCAGGUGAAACUGGGAACACCACUUUGGGGUGACCUCUACGACAGGCACCAACAACCCACGGGAGGAUCAUCGGAAAACUGCGGCGUCCUUCUUUCUGGAGACCACUACUUCAUGCAUGAUGAGUCCUGCGGCCUGAGUCACUCGCUCAUCUGCGAAGAAUACCACUUACAGGGAACAGAUGUUGAGCAGGCAAACAACAGUAGGACGGACAUUGUGAAACCAGUGUCUUCCCAAAGAGACUGUCCACCCCCCUACGUCCUUGUGGCUGGAAAGUGCAUGUUCGUCAACACCCUGGCUGAGACGUCGUGGGAGUCACACAAGACCUCCUGCGAGAGCCUGGGAGGUCACAUGAUCAAGCUGAAUGAUGCCAACGAGUUGGGAGCAGUCUUCGACUAUCUGACCCAGUUGCGUGUGUUCCAGAAUUUCUGGAUCGGCGCUACUGACAACCACCAAGAAGGGCAGUGGUUCUGGCACGAUGGGAGCAGGGUUCGAGAGGGGACGCCCUUCUGGGGAGACUACGGAACUAGCACCCAGAACCCCAGGGGAGGGGUACUGGAAAACUGCGGGAUGAUCACCGCCGACGAUCACUACUUCUUCGAUGACGAGGACUGCGAAGCCGCUCAUUACGUCAUCUGCGAGACUGAUAUAAUGUAGCCUUCAGCGGGACAUCCGACUCUUAAGACAAAAUCCCAUUCAAAUUUUGAGAUUAAUUUAUUCUCUUUCAUGUUGUAAAGUGUAAUUUCUGUCGAUUCUUUUGUUAUCCAGUGCGUAUCAGAAAAGCACUGUUAUUACAUUUCAUUGUUUUCUGUUAUUAAUUAUGACUCGCAUUAAUUAAAACCUGUUGACGCAGUCA